UACUAUCCAAGGUGGUUUAUUGGCAACUUUAUGCUAUUUUUAAAGGCUAGAUCAAUUUGUUCUAUGCAGGAUUUUUAAAAUAAUAGCAGAACCCUCACCUGGUGUUUAAAAUUAUUUUUCCACGUAGCUGGUAAAACUUUCAAACUCCAAACACUUUCAGGAUUUAAGCACAUUUUGUCCUUAUUAGUCAAUGGUUUUGUUUACACGGUAUUUCUGUUCUCAAAAAGCAAUGGAAGUGAAGCUCCAUUUUAUUGUACUAGCUGUAUAUGAAUUUAAAAACGAAGACAAAAAGAUAACUCUUAUAGACCCCCACAUAUCUCUUUAAAAUCUAAUCAGUGCAAGCAUUUUUGUAGCCCGUAGCUCACUGCUACUAUCUGCUUGAUUUUCAGUUUUGAAAGAAAAUUUCCAGAGAUGAUUUUCAAAUAGCCAAAUCUAGACCUAUCAUGAAGGUGCUGCAUCUGCUACAAAUAGACAUUAUUAACAUUAAAAAGGUAGCCCAUGCAGGCCCAAGGAGUCUGUUCCAAACUGUCAUUGUCAGAGAUUUUAGACUUGUUUAGGGUUUACAGCAUCUCUUCCUCUAAACUUCCCCUAAAAAGCCUGGCUCCUAAUAAGGUCUUGUAGACAUACAUGAAACAAGAAGUGCUAUUAAGUCAGGAUUCAUAACAGGAGAAAAAGUGACAGGAGAGGAGAAGACAUUCUAUGAACUUAAAAAAAAAAAAUUCAUUUUAUUGAGUAAAGUAAUAAGAAAGUUCUGAUUAGCCUACGCUUUCUGGACUGGGUGGAGAAAUAGAUAGCAUUCCCAGUUCUGGAAACUGGGAUUUCCCAAUUCUUCCUUACCAACAUUCAUUUUGUUUUUGAUACCAUCCAGUGGAAGCUUAUCACAAAUGCUGACUGUGCAAACAGCAGCACCAAAUGCAGCAGUGAUAAUUGAGAUCAUCACCUGAUGAAUGGAAGUAGGGAGGAGAAUGGGAGAAGGCCCUAAGAAAGAGGACUCCACAACCAUGAACAUUUUAGGGAAAAAAAGCAUUCAGUUUGAGAACUUUUGCUUACUUACAGUUGGCUAGUGUUACCAUGGUGCUAGCCAGUGAUGAAACAUCUAUAAUGGUUUUUAUAUCGAGAAACUGAGCUCUCACAGAGAUAAAGAUUUAGCUGUUUUUUUAAGAGUAAAGUUAAGCUGCCUUUCCAACUGGCUGAUUUUGUCUAGAUACCAAUUGCAAAAGAAGUCAUCACAAAAAGAUCAAAUAGCCUUGCUUGAACUAUAUGGACAGUAACUAUCAGCCCAUUAUAUUCCACAUAAACCUGUAAAGUACUGCAUAAUUUAAAAUUUGAUGAUCAUCACUUAAGAUAUGUUUCAAAAAGAGGAAAAAUCAGACUGUUUCCUGUAAUUCACAAGAACAAAGUGCCUUCUUAUAUCCACAGAUACAUGUGGUAUAAAGACAGUAAUAUGUAACACAUUUGAUUUCUCCUAAAAAAAAAUAAAAUAAAAUAAAAAUUCAUAGGUCAGAAUUAUGAAUUUUGGUAUAUGAGUACACCUUGUUCCUGAACAAUCUCAAAGACACUACUAGGGAAAAAAAAAAUCAACAACUUGACCUUUGGAUUUAAAGAGGACCGAUCACGAAUGAAUAUCACCUGAAGGAAUUUAAGGCAAAGAUGUAAGUAUAAAAUUGUGUGAUUUUGACCAUGAGUUUCUGUUUCACAGCAUUUAGUAUGAAAUCACAGAGAUCUCAUUACUCACUAUAGUAACACCAGUUGUACUUGUGGAAAACUUCAGGGGUACCUCACAGCUAUGGAAUAUUGCACACUGGAGUAAAUUUGUACACAUCUUGCCUAGUUUCUUGAGGUCAAAUUAAAAGAAAGCCAAUAGAGCAGUACUUCAGAGUACAAUAAAGCCAGGCACACUUGUUUAGCUAAAAUGUAGUAGUUGCCAAAGUGUGGGUAAAAUCGAAGAACCUGCAUCAAGUAUUUAUUCUGCUUAUUUUUAUAGUUUUAAUUGAAUAGCCAAUAACAACAGCAUCUGCAGCUCCAACCUCCAGACUGCAAAUGAAAAUUCUUUUGCUAUAUUUCCAGUUUAAUCUCUUGGGUAAUUAUUGAGGAACUCAGGCGUUGCAUUUCAAAUCUACAAAGAAGUUAGUAAUUCCAUUCCUCAAGAGCAUGACAGGCAUAUGGAAUGACAGUAUUACAUGCCUGACAAAUUUGGAUGCCUUCUAUGAUGAGGUUACAGCAUUGGUGGAUGGGGGAAGAGCAACUGACAUCAUCUACCUGGUCUUGUGCAAAACAUUUGACACUAUCCCCCAUGAUAUCCUCGUCUCUAAAUUAGAAAUGCAGAGAUUUGAUGGAUGGAUCAUUUGGUGAGUAAGGAACUGUCUGGAUGGUCACGCUCAGAGAGUUGCGGUCAACAGCUCAAUGUCUAAGUGGAGGUCAGUAAGAAGUGCUGUUCCUGAGGGGUCAGUAUUGGGACUGGUGCUGAUAACAUCUUUGUUGGUAACAUGGACAGUGCGAUUGUGUGAACUCUCAGCAAAUUUGCCAGUGACACCAAGCUGUGUGGCACAGUCGACAGGCUGGAGGGAAGGGAUGCCAUCCAGAGGGACCUAGACAGUCUGAAAGGUGGGCCUUUGCAAACCUCAUGAAGUUCAGCAAGGCCAAAUGCAAGGUCCUGCAUCUGGAACAGGGCAAUCCUAAGCACAAAUAGAGGCUGGGCUCAGAAUGGAUUGAGAGCAGCCCUGAUAAGGAGGACCUGUGGGCGUUCAUUGAUGAGAAACUCAACAUGAGCUGGCAAUGUGCGCUUGCAGCCCAGAAAGCCAACUGUAUUUUGGGCUGCAUCUAAAGAAGCGUGGCCAGCAGGUUGAAGGAGUUGAUUCUGCUCCUCUACUCUGCUCUUGUGAGACCCCACCCGGAGUACUGUGUACAGCUCCAGGCCCCCCAGCACAUGAAGGACAUGGAUGUAUUACAAAAAGUCCAGAGAAAGGCCACAAAGACAAUUAAAGGGCUGGAGCACCGCUCCUAUGAAGAAAGACUGAGAGCUGGUGGUGUUCAGCCUGGGGAAGAGAAGGCUCCAGCUGUAGCAUCUAACGUAAUGCUCUUUUGUCUCCUCCAUUUCUUCUCUUUGAAUCCAAACCUCUUUUGUCUCAGGUAAGGAAAAAAACAUAGUUGCCAAGAAAAUUGAGUGGUUAAAGAAUACUGCUAAAUAUUUUAUGAUGGACAUUUUGGUUAGGUAUUUAACACUCCUUUCAUUUGUUUUCAGAAUCUUUAUGUUUUUCUUCAAUAAAUCCUUCAAAAAUUAAUGUCCAAAGCUGUGACAGCCAUUUCAAUUAAUAGACAAAGAAUUUUUUUAUUUUUAUUUUUUUCUGGCAAAGGGUGAAAGGAAGCACUUGGUGCAAUAGCAGUAGCUGGCCAGGUUGCUGGAGGCAGCGUUGCUCUUCCCAUAGCAACUGCUCUGUUUACCUGCCCUGACGUUCUGAGCCCCCUCCUGCAGGAUUUGUCUCACGUUUAAAAACGAACUGUGCUGCUGCCGUGAAGAUUGAGGCUGGAAGAAAGCUGUGAACAAACCCCCCAGUGAAGGGGAAGCGAGGACGUGUUGCUUAGCCAGGAUUUGUCCUUGGGAACAAACAAUCCAGGCCAGGAGCAGUUUCAGCCAAGAGGUGUGUGAGGGAGAAAGGUCUGUGUAUGUGGGGGGGUGGUGAUGUCUAACGAUACCUGUGCUAGUGUGUGGGCAAAACCGUGUGUUGGUGAGUGUAUGCUGUCCCUGUGGAGAGGAGUUAUCUCAGAAGCACUGGAUAAACUUAGUGCAAGAAUAGGAAAAUUGAUAUUCAGUCAAAUUGCUGUGACUUUGCAUAUAUUUUGGGCAUCUGUUUAACCCUACGUUAAAAGAGUCCCAAGUAGGCUUUGUUCUGUGUUCUCCUCUAGCACUCCCUAGGCUUUUCCGUUUCCUCUUUUAUCCGGUUUUCAAAUUUUUAAGAUUCCUUUUCCACAUUUUUUUAGUGUCUGUUAGUUUUGUUUGUUUGUGUGUUUGUUUUGCAGUCUAGAGUUUAUGCAUCUCUCCAGCCAUGUUCUUAAAGCAUGUUUACUUCUCCAACCUGUGGGACAUUAUUUAACUUUUAUACUACUUCACUUUUUUUCACCUUUCUCUGAUCAUCUCUCUUUCCUCCUAGUUUCCAUUCCCAAAUUCUCGGUUCUUCAUUCUCCCACACCAAAACCCCUCCUCCACAUCUUAGCAAACUCCUGGGGAACCUUGAGCAAGAAAUUAUUUCUUUUCAUAUCUGUGUCAUUUUGCAGAUAAAAGGGGCAAGAUGUUUUUUCUACCCUCCUGGACCAUAUUCAUCCCUUCUUGCUUCUGCAGCCAAAUAUAAUGCUACUCCUGAUUUCAGGUUCCACAUUCCAAGAACUGACCUGUGUUAUAUUCAGAACCUUUCUAAAAAAAAUGUCCAGACUGUUUCAAGCACCACCGAAGUUUCAUCCUUCCGAAUGGCAUGUCGCAAACAAGAUGCAGUGUGCCAGUACAGAGUCUCAGAAAUCCAGUUCAGAGCGCAUGAUAGCUGAAAGUCAAAGGCUGGUGGAUGAAAUAGAAAAGACAACUCAGAAAACCCAAAGUGAUGUCAACAAGAAAAUAGAACAGAGACUGGAAGAAAUAAAAUUCUGGAGGCAAGAAUUAGAUAACAAACUUGAACAAAUUAUUCAUGAGACAGAGGUACUGUUGACUUUCAAGACCAGGCUGGAGAAAGCCUUGGAGAGUUGCAAAGAGCCACUUGUCAUUGCCCAGAAGUGUCUCCUGAACAGGCAGAGUCGAGUUGGGAUUGACUUGGUGCAUGAUGAAGUGGAACAGGAACUGGUCAAAGAAGUUGAAGUCUUACAGGGGGUAAUUGCUUUGCUUGAACGUACAUUGGAACAGACCAUUGAGCAAAUCAGACUAAACCGUUCUGCAAAAUACAACCUGGAAAAGGAUCUGAAGGAUAAAUUCACAGCUUCGAAGAUUGACAGUUACUGUGCUAGCCUGACAAACAACACUCCUGAUGUCAGAUAUGCUGAUAAUGCAGUGAAAAUAGAAGGAAAUUUUAUUAGCCCUGAAGACUGGACAGAUUUCUCAAACAUAAAUGUUGAAAAGGCUGACAAACAGAGAAACAACUCACUGUCACUAAGGGCAAUGAUUGACAGCAUCCUUUCCCAGACAGCGAAUGACAUGCACAAGCAAUAUGAGAUGGUCAAUGUUGCUUUUAGAAACAGGGUGAAGGAAGUCAGAGAUGCCAAGCACAAGCUAGAAAUACUCCUUGCAUCAGUGAUGGAUGAGACUGCCUUACAGGAGAAGAACAUUGCAGCCUUAAAGAAAGCAAUUGCUGAUAAAGAAGGACCUGUUAAAGUGGCUCAAACUCGCUUGGAAGCAAGAAACCAUCGUCCCAAUGUGGAAUUAUGUUAUGACACAGUACAAUACAAGUUGAUUAGUGAAGUUCAAGAGAUUACAAACAAUAUUCAAAGGUUAAAGGAUACAUUGGCACAGGCUGAGACAGAGCUGAAAGGUCUGAGCCGACGACAGCUUUCCUUGGAGGAGGAGAUCCAAGUCAAGGCAAAUACAUUAUACAUUGAUGAAGUGCUCUGCAUGCAGAUGAGAGAGUCUGUUUGCAUUAACAACUUUUGAAGACAUCUUCCUGAACAACUCCUG
This is a messenger RNA of Anas platyrhynchos (mallard), 5650 nucleotides long. RefSeq names its product tektin 1 (gene TEKT1). Gene Ontology annotation, cellular component: nucleus; microtubule cytoskeleton. Gene Ontology annotation, biological process: cilium movement involved in cell motility; cilium assembly. NCBI's taxonomy places the organism in Eukaryota, Metazoa, Chordata, Aves, Anseriformes, Anatidae. The record is from RefSeq and is a predicted model, not a curated record.